Messenger RNA from Nelumbo nucifera (sacred lotus), 1047 nucleotides. Its product is annotated as transcription factor MYB1-like. The record is from RefSeq and is a predicted model, not a curated record. Lineage: Eukaryota; Viridiplantae; Streptophyta; Magnoliopsida; Proteales; Nelumbonaceae.
AUGGAUGGUGGUUUGGGUUUGAGAAAAGGUGCAUGGACUGAAGAAGAAGAUAUGCUUCUAAGGAAAUGCAUUGAGAGGUAUGGAGAAGGCAAGUGGUGUAAGGUUCCUCUUAGAGCAGGGCUGAAUAGAUGUCGAAAGAGCUGUAGGCUUAGAUGGUUGAACUAUCUCCGGCCGGGUAUCAAAAGAGGGGAGUUCAGUUCAGAUGAAGUUGAUCUGAUUAUCAGGUUUCAUAAGCUCUUAGGGAACAGAUGGUCGUUAAUUGCCGGCAGACUUCCCGGAAGAACAGCGAACGGCAUAAAGAAUUAUUGCAAAACGCGGUUGAGCAAGAAUAAGCUUGCCCCAAAAAAAGAAGAGAAAGCGAAGUACAGCACAGUUGAGAAGUUCAAAGCUAUCAGGCCUCAGCCUCGUACUUUGUCAAAAAGCUCUCGAUGGUUCAGACCAUUGGCUGAUAAUUCCACCAGUGAGGGCGUUACGAGCCAAUCAGGAGGAGAAAUUCUUAGCAAGGCGGCCUCUGAUAAUUCUACAACUGUGGGCACAAAUAAUCGAUCAGGAGAAAUGCCUAACGAGACAACUCCUGAUCUUCCACCGCCUACAGACGAUCUCAUGCAAUGGUGGAAGAGUGUCUUAGAUGAAAGUGAUCAUAUGGACACCACCUGCCCCAUUAUCCGUGGGUCAGAAAGAUGUGGACCUUCAGUUCAAGUGCAACCAACUAUAGAGGGUGGGAACCCUUAUCAGUGGGAUAACUUUGACAAGACUGAUGAGUGGGACGAUUUGUCUUUUAGUGAAAAAGUUUGGGACUUAUUAGCGUCAGAAAUGAAUCAAAUUUCGGGGGAGGUGGGGGAGGGGGCAAUGAAUCAUAGGUACACCUUGGGGAAUGAUAGUGAGGGUAGUCCUCGAUGCGAGGCAACCAAGGUUAGGAUGUCGGAGACUGACACCAAUGUGGUUGAGGUCGAUGAUGAGGGUGAGGCUGAGGUCCGAGAGAUUGGUGCCAACAAGGUGGCCGAGGCCAAUGUGGAGUCUGAAGAGCGGUUUGCCUCAGCUUCCUAA